Messenger RNA from Vanderwaltozyma polyspora DSM 70294, 585 nucleotides. RefSeq names its product Yet2p (gene YET2). Gene Ontology annotation, cellular component: endoplasmic reticulum membrane; endoplasmic reticulum. Gene Ontology annotation, biological process: endoplasmic reticulum to Golgi vesicle-mediated transport; intracellular protein transport. Lineage: Eukaryota; Fungi; Ascomycota; Saccharomycetes; Saccharomycetales; Saccharomycetaceae. The record is from RefSeq and is a predicted model, not a curated record. The transcript has a single exon. The coding region runs from base 1 to 585 and encodes 194 amino acids.
AUGAGUAUAUAUUUUACUUUACUAUUUGUUGCUUUAACCCUGGAGAUGGGUACUUUAUUCUUUUUAGUACUACCUUUACCCUUUAGAUUGAGGAAAUCGAUGUGUACUGUAUAUGACAGACUGUACUACAACCAACAAUUCAGAACCGUCGGUGCCAUCUUAGGCGUCUUGGUAGGAAUGCUAUUUGCUGAUUCCUGGAAACGUGCAAAUGUCCAUGUUUCAACCUAUCAUGAUCAAAACUCUAACGAAAUGACAAACGAUGCAGGCUCACUAAUCACACCCGUACAAGUAUUGACUUCAAGAGCUUAUAACCAACGUAAUGUGUAUAUAUCUGGUUUCAUCUUAUAUUUUGUUUUAUGCAUCAUUACAGUGAUGAGCAUUGUAAGAAGACUGGUUAAAUACCAAAGUUUGAUAAAUGAAUCUGACAAAAAUAUUGAUGACGACAGAUUAUUGCAAGAAUUAAAAUCAAAAAAGACCUCUCUAGAAGGUCUAAAAUCACAAAUUGCUAAUUUAGAGAAACAGUUUGAUCAAACUAAUGAUGCAAAAAAUGAGCCUGUCUCUGAACUAGAUAAAAAGGAUAAUUAA